Messenger RNA from Arabis nemorensis, 309 nucleotides. NCBI's taxonomy places the organism in Eukaryota, Viridiplantae, Streptophyta, Magnoliopsida, Brassicales, Brassicaceae. The record is from the annotation of a GenBank genome assembly.
AUGGAUCACAAGCUUGAUCUAAACGUUAAAGAUUUGCACAGAUUAGUUCUUGGAUCAGUCUCUCAACAACAGCAACAACCGGGAAUUAUGGACAUUGUAAAUCCGCUUGAUUUGUCUGAAAACUUUGCUUAUCUGGGAGCACGGCGUGUCAUUUUGAGAUCGAGAUGUCUUGAUUACCGGACGACCAUUUUGAGAUCGAGAUGUCUUUAUUGCCGGACGAGACAAGUGUUAGGGACUAGAUUUGUUGACGGUGCGGCGAAAACUCCAACGGUCGGCGGAGUGAGUCGCCGUCGUUUAACCAGUAAAUAG